UUCAUUGAACAUAAUGCUACCGCUACCUUUACACCGGCCUUUACAGAACCAAGGCUUGAAGCCAAAGAGCCGAGCUUACAUCUUUUUUUAAUGCUAUACGCAUCCGGAACAAAACGGGAAAAAAAAGGCGUCUUGACAAUUAUUACAGCGACAAAAUUGGACACCUCAUUUUGGAGUGUCAAAAGCCUAAUAUUCGAUUCACAACUUGUAUCUAUCCAACAAAUUUUUUUUUUCUUUUUCUUUCUACGAUUCGCCUUUGCCGCACUGGAUUUUUCCUUUAUAGCGGGGAGUUUUUUGUUCUCUUUUUUUAACCCACAGGAUGAGGAGUUUGGGAAGCGUGUCCUUCGUAUCAGAGGCAUCAGUACCGGCGCAAAGAAACUUGUAUGGAGAGAAGACCGCAUACAACGCAGUGGCUUUUUGAUUUGUUUGGGAAGAAUGAAAGACGGGGAGUUAUUUGCGAAAUUUUUUGAUGGAAAUGAGAAGGAAACGACGCUUGACGAAAGAAACACCCUGAUUAUGAGAAGGCUCGCUUUGAAGCUGGAUCUACUACGCAUUCAUUCGCUACUGGGACGGCAAAGGAAGAAUUCCGGUUGUCUUUUUUUCUUUUUUGUUUUACGGUGGACUUGGGAAAGACUUUUGGGAUGGGAGAACUCCCUCGCGGACCUGCUAAAAAUUGCUGCCGCAACACGUUUUAACUAAGAAGAGAAGAAGGCCGGCUUCUAAGCCACUGCCUUCAAAACCAAAUAUACGUUUUAUCAGACAUCAAUUACAUAUUUUCCAAUUCUUUGUGAUUU
Molecule: messenger RNA, 794 nt
Organism: Trichoderma harzianum CBS 226.95
Lineage: Eukaryota; Fungi; Ascomycota; Sordariomycetes; Hypocreales; Hypocreaceae
Exons: 2
Coding region: 91-699 (202 amino acids)
Source: RefSeq, a predicted model, not a curated record